Molecule: messenger RNA, 1078 nt
Organism: Megalobrama amblycephala (Wuchang bream)
Lineage: Eukaryota; Metazoa; Chordata; Actinopteri; Cypriniformes; Xenocyprididae
Gene: tmem97
Product: transmembrane protein 97
Exons: 3
Coding region: 107-640 (177 amino acids)
Cellular component (GO): endoplasmic reticulum
Source: RefSeq, a predicted model, not a curated record
ACCAAUCGGAAACUGAGGUGUAACACGCUACUCUCUUCCCUGACGCCGUCCACUGCUACUGAACUACUGCCGGAGGAGGAACUAAGUGUCAAAAAAACAGUUAAAAAUGUUACUUCGCGCUUUAGAAAUUAUAUAUUUCAUAUACUUUGCGUCACACAUCCCAAUUACUCUCAUGGUUGAUCUUCAGGCUUUGCUUCCAGAACAUCUGUAUCCACCUGAGCUGAGAAACUUAUUGCACUGGUAUGCUGCUGAAUUCAAGGAUCCAAUGAUGAUGGACCCGCCUGCGUGGUUCAAGUCUUUUGUAUUCUGCGAAGCUCUCGUGCAGCUGCCCUUUUUCCCAGUUGCAGCAUACGCCUUCCUAAAGGGUGGCUGCAAAUGGAUCAGAACUCCAGCAAUCAUUUAUUCUGCUCAUGUGGCCACCACUCUACUCCCAAUUUUAAGCCAUGUGCUUUUCUAUAAGUUUCCUUUGGCGCCACAUCCAGGACCCCAAACUUUGAACGAACGCCUGACCCUGGUGUCCAUUUAUGCUCCGUACCUUAUCAUCCCUGUCAUGAUACUGCUCACCAUGCUCUUCAGCUCAACAUAUAACUCAACCUCUCCAAAAGGAAACGCUCCCUCAAAAUCCAAGAAACAAAGAUAGAUGCCUUCAUUACAACCCACCGGGGUUACAAGGUUAUUGCUGGUUAAUACUGGUUAAAUGUGAUUAAAUAUUUUAAUAUGUAUCAGAAUAAUUGGUAAUUGUAUGUAGCUUUUAUCUAUGUUUUGACUCCCAUUAAUUUAGUUUUGUGUACUGAUGACAACGCAUGUAAAAGCAAAAUAUAUUUUUAUUCAAAUGUUCUUCAAAUCUGUAUGAAGUUCGUCAAAUAUUGAGAUAACACACCUGAUGAUCUAAAUGGUUAAUGUAAACAUAACAAUGAAUGAAUUUCAUAUUUAAUAGUUUUCCAUAACUUCUACGGAAUAUAUUUUGGUAUGGUCCCAAUAAAAUUGACAUGAGGAUAUGAUAAAAUAAAACUGGAUGGGUUCAAGUCACAAACAGCAGUUCAAAUAAAAAAAUCAUACAGAAAAUGAUUUACCUGAA